Messenger RNA from Belonocnema kinseyi, 1884 nucleotides. Its product is annotated as jerky protein homolog-like. Gene Ontology annotation, molecular function: DNA binding. Gene Ontology annotation, cellular component: nucleus. The record is from RefSeq and is a predicted model, not a curated record. The transcript has 5 exons. Bases 77 to 1744 code for a protein of 555 amino acids. NCBI's taxonomy places the organism in Eukaryota, Metazoa, Arthropoda, Insecta, Hymenoptera, Cynipidae.
UUCCAGGUUUAUUCCAGAUCUCUCAAGAUUUGUCCAGAGCGGCGAAGACGAGAAAGAAGUAAAAACUAGUGAUAAAAUGAGUACUAAGUUCAAAGAAGAAUCUGAAGGUGAAACUUCAAAGGAAAACAGGAAGAGAAAAUACGUGAGACUAUCUAUAAAAGAUAAGUGUCGCUUAGUACAAGACGUUGAAAAGGGCAUGCUCAAACGUGAUGCUGCAAAGAAAUACAAUAUAGAUCAAGCCGCAGUAACUUACAUACUGCAAAAAAAAGACGAGUACUUGAAUGCCAAUGGAAACAAUUGUUUGGAAAAAAGGACUAGGCUAACUAAAGGGCAACAUCAUGUAAUGGAAAUGGCGCUCGUUGCAUGGAUUAAACAGCAACGGAGUCGGGGUAUUACAGUUAAUGGGCCGAUGAUCCGAGAAAAGGCUUCAAUGCUAAACGAGCAACUUAUAAAAGUAGAGAGAAGCGAAAAAGAUCAAAGUUUGGAAUUGAGUAAACCUGAGAAAAAAUUCACAGCCAGCGAUGGCUGGUUAACAAAGUUUAAAGCCCGACAUGGGAUGCGAGAAGUAAGACUGGCGUCUGCAGACACUGAAUCAGCUGACAAGGCCGGGUUCGAAAUAAGACAAUUUCUUGUCGAGAAUGGAUAUUCCUUGGAUAAUGUGUAUAAUGCGGAUGAGACUGGAAUUCUCCACAAAUCACUGCCAGUCAAAACUCUUGCAUUUGCGGAGGAAAAAUGCCCGACUGGUUUCAAAGAUAGUAAAGAAAGAGUCACGAUCAUGAAUUGUGCUAACGCUACCGGAUCACACAAAAUUCCGCUUCUCAUUAUAGGAAAUUCAGUCAAACCGAGGUGUUUUAAAACUGUGAAGGUGGAAUUUCCGGUAAACUAUGCGUGUCAAAGUAAUUCGUGGAUGACCGGAAAAAUUUUUUUCGAAUGGUACAAAACCGUUUUCAUAAAUUCUGUGAAAGCCAGAAAACCGGAUGAAAACGAGAAGUUUUUGUUAAUAUUAGACAACGCGCCUUGCCAUCCUUUGGAAGAAGAGUUAAACAAAAUCGAUCGUCAAUUCAGGGUAUUAUAUCUUCCCGUAAACGUGACCUCUUUGAUUCAGCCGAUGAAUCAGGGCAUUACUGGAAGUAUGAAAAGAAAUUAUAAACAAAUCUUUUUGCGACGAAUGCUAUUUGACGACAAAUCUGGAAAUAUCGUCAACUUCGUGAAAAGUUGGACACUCGUUGACACCGCUUUUGCCCUAGCAAGUGCUUGGAACAAUGUUCCUGAGAUAAUAAUAACAAAAUGUUGGAAAAAAUUACUAGAGGACCAGGUUCCGGUCGUUGAAGAGCCCGAUCCCAUCGCAACCGAUGUCACAGGCCUCUUGAAUUCCGUAACUUUUUCUGAAAUUCACUCGAAUAAGGAUGUUGAGGCAUGGUUCCAAGAAGAGGAAAAUCUAGAGAUUUGCAGGACUCCCACGUUCGAGGAAAUUAUGGAGAACGCCUUUUACGCUGAAAAUGUGAAAUCCGAAUUUGAUGACCAUCAAUCCGCAAUGGAUGAUGCAAAAAGUAGAGCCACAGGUCCGCUUGGCGAAAAAAGCACGAGCAACCCGAAAGAACCCUACAAACAUUUUUUGCAUUUUCGCGAGUGGUUCGAAGAAAAUGGUCAAUGUUCAAGCGAUGACAUCGAGAAGCUAAAUCAUAUGCAAGACUUUGUCGAACAAAAGUUGUUUAAUUUUAUGACUACUGCUUCCGGAUUAUAAUUUCCAUUACUUUUUAUUAUUUAUUAAUGUAAUUUAAAAAUUAUACUUUAAUAUAUCCUUAAAUUGUUGUAAAGAAUCGCUAUUCCUAAGAGAAAAUCAUGUAGGCUAUUUAUUUGUUAAUAAAAAAUCAUCUUAAUGGA